Molecule: messenger RNA, 2479 nt
Organism: Athalia rosae (coleseed sawfly)
Lineage: Eukaryota; Metazoa; Arthropoda; Insecta; Hymenoptera; Athaliidae
Product: RNA-binding protein NOB1
Exons: 8
Coding region: 139-1539 (466 amino acids)
Biological process (GO): maturation of SSU-rRNA; ribosomal small subunit biogenesis
Cellular component (GO): preribosome, small subunit precursor
Molecular function (GO): RNA endonuclease activity
Source: RefSeq, a predicted model, not a curated record
ACACAAGCGACUCACAUGAGCCGCGUAGUUACAACUCCGUGGCUGUAGAACUAUCAACAUUAAAAAGACCCUUCAGUAUAUGCAUAUCCACAUUUAAUUUAACAUCUCACGUGUCAAGCUUCUCUUCAUUCAACAAAAAUGAGGGCUGGCGAUAAAGUAGAAUAUCUUAUUGUCGAUACCAGUGCUUUCAUUAGAAAUGCAGCUAUACAGGACAUUGCGACUACUAUAAUAACUGCUCAAGAAGUGGUAAACGAGAUCACAAACAAACGACAACUCAGAAGACUUGUCGUUUUACCAUAUGAUCUAAUUAUUAAAGAUGUUUUUCCAGAGAACAUUCAUUUUGUCACAGAGUUUUCAAAAAAGACCGGAGACUAUCGCAGCCUUUCAGCCACUGACAUUAACGUCAUUGCUCUGACAUAUCAGCUUGAAAAAGAAAAAGUUGGAACUCAGCACUUGAAGGAUAUUCCCACAACUUCUGUCGCUUCAAAUGUUAGCAUCAAGCCUCCCGAUGAUCACUCGCAAAACGUGGUUGGAUUCUUUUUACCUCACAAUGAUAAAGAACCUAAUGAGCCUGUGGAAAACUACGCAGCAAUGGGUGGGACAGAAACUAAAGAGUUGAAUACAGAUGAAUCAUCGAACAUAGAAGCUGCGCCAGCAGAUUGGCAUAAGAACACAAAACCUGAGCCAGAUGAUAUGUCUGACAGUUCGUCUGUAUCUGAUUAUGAGACUGCUUCAUCUGACAUGGAAAACACAGAGGAGGACAGCUUAGCCGAUAGAUUUGCUGCACUUAAAUGCAAGCCAGAAGAUUUAGAACUAGAACAGAACCAUGAUGUUGAUGAUAUUUUAGCACCAGCAACAAAAACCAAUGGUUCGAAUGACGAGGGCCAAGAAAGUGAGGAAGAGAACGAAAGUGAAGGUGAUGACGAAGGCUGGAUAACUCCCGGAAACAUUGUCAAAGUGAAGAAACAAAUGGACUCGGAUAUUCUUGAAGAAAAACCAGUUCGAGUGGCUUGUCUUACUACAGAUUUCGCUAUGCAGAAUGUCUUGAAACAAAUUGGUCUCCAAGUUGUGAGCUUAGAUGGAAGAGUAAUCAAACAGCUGAGAACCUUCAUAUUAAGAUGCUACACAUGUUUCAAAACUACUAGCAUUAUGACCAAGGAAUUUUGUCCCAGCUGUGGAAAUAAAACUCUAAAAAAAGUCGCAGUCUCAUUAGAUGAGAAUGGGAAACAACAAAUCCAUAUCAACUCCCGAAAGCCGCUUUCAACCAAGGGAAAAAAGUUUUCCUUGCCAACGCCGAAAGGUGGAAAGCACGUCAACUAUCCAAUUCUGUUUGAAGAUCAACCGAGACCUGAUGAGCGACCGACCAGAUUAGCUCGAACAAAAAAUGACCCAUUGAACGAUGAUUAUAUUGCUGGUUAUUCUCCAUUUGUUAUGCGCGAUAUAAAUUCCAAGUCGGCAAUGCUUGGGAUUAGAUCAGGCGCAGAUAUCAAGCAUUGGAUGAAUAAAAAUCCCAACCAAGCCAGAAGGAAAAGGAAAUGAUUAUACCGUGUGAAUAAUGUAUUUAACUAUUUGUUAGACACUUUUUUCAAUAAUAUCUAUGAGAAGUAAGAGACAUCGGUUGUAUCAUCAUUGAGAAUAGACAAGGUAGUACGUUAUUGUAGCUACAGCCAAUACUGUGUUGAGAUUAACCUGCAUAGUACAUGAGCGAGUGUGAGCUGAUGCUGCAGCUCUGCUUGCAUACUCCAUUUCAAUAUCACACAUUUCAUAAUAUAGAUGUGGAGUCAAACACAGUCAUGGUAUUCUGACAUCAGAAUUUAUUCUAUCAGUCAUUAUAUCGUUAUUAACUUCAUUAAAAUUAUGGUCUUUCGAAUUGCUUCGAAAACACCGUGUGACUUGGUAUCCGUUAUUCAUGAGUAGCUUAACAUCAUACCAAAUACUACAAAUUUUGUAUUCCUAAUGGUAUGACGCCAUGUUCCCCCUCCACUGUACGUACGUCGCGUGUAGCGCUUGCUGGUGGUUCAGGAGGUUAGCUAAAAAUUUUGGUGAAAACCAGAGAAGUGUUCAGCACUACUAUUCACUGGAAGUAAUUGUUGGCAAAAAUCGCAUCGAAACUAAUUUUCGAAACAAAACAAUCAAAAAAAUCAACGAUGACAAAUGUGACUAAAUUCCUGAAGAACAUCUAUCACGAUCCAUUUAAAUGGUCACUUGUGAAGAGCAUUGCUAUUUUCGGAUUAGGGGUUAAGAUCGCUUUAGAAUGUCAAGGAGUCGACUUAAUGCCGCCUAUUACUGCAUAGAUUAUUAAAUGAGUUCGUCACCGACGCUAUUCUACAUAAUUUUCUUGCUCUCACUGAUAAAAACUGAACCAACCAUCUGAAUUCAAUGCAUUUACUUUAUACCUUGUAAUAGCAUCCAAUAUAGUUUUACGCCCAACAGAACUUGACAUCAUUUGAAACAAUAAAUAAUUGAAUGUAUUAUAUUA